Molecule: messenger RNA, 1272 nt
Organism: Colletotrichum scovillei
Lineage: Eukaryota; Fungi; Ascomycota; Sordariomycetes; Glomerellales; Glomerellaceae
Product: dihydrodipicolinate synthetase
Exons: 3
Coding region: 328-1272 (314 amino acids)
Molecular function (GO): 4-hydroxy-tetrahydrodipicolinate synthase activity
Source: RefSeq, a predicted model, not a curated record
GGAAGACUGAGUGAGCAGCUCACGACUCAUGACCUUGCCCGCUUCCUGAGACUCCGACUCCACAAGAAACCCGCCUUGCAUGCUCGGUUCAUGCCCGUGGGGAAGGUCGGCUUGUCGGAAACAUGCCACCUUGAAGAGCCCCGCGCCUCGAUGCCCACCGCGGGGUUGAGCGCUCCGACCCACGGAGUUCAGAAUAUACUUGUAUCGACUGUUGCCAUUUGAAUCUGUCGGCCUUUCUUCUGCUUAUUCCUAAACCUCCAAUCGAUACCCUAAACUCACUUGUGUUCAUUUUGUCAAGCGUAUCCUACACCCACUACACCAUUCAUAAUGGCUGCUAAGACUUUUCCCGCCGGUAUUCACGUGCCUAGUUUGACCUGGUUUGGCAAUGAUGCCAGCCAAGAGAUCGAUUGGGACGUGCAGACCAAACACCUCGAGUUCUUGGUGAAGUCUGGACUCCAUGGAGUCGUCCUGGCUGGCACCAACGGCGAGGCUGUCACCCUCACCAAUGACGAGAAGACCAGACUCGUCAAGGCCACAAGAGAAGUUGCCGUCAAGGCCGGUCGCCCCGACCUUACCAUCACCAUGGGCUGCGGUGGCCAGUCCACCCGUGCCGUUAUCGAAGAGACCAAGCUCGCCAAGGCCGCUGGCGCCGACUACGCUCUUGUCCUUGUCCCCAGCUACUUCCACUUCGCCAUGAACGAGGAGGCCAUCGUCGGCUUCUUCGAGGAGCUCGCUGACGCCAGCCCCAUCCCCAUCAUCAUCUACAACUUCCCCGGUGUCGCCGCCGGCCUCGACGUCAACUCUGACAUGCUCUCCCGCCUGGGCAAGCACGCCAACAUUGUCGGUGUUAAGCUCACCUGCGGCGGAAUCGCCAAGGUCGCUCGCGUUCGCGCCGAGUUCGACCCCUCCGAGUUCUUCGCCCUCGCAGGCCAGAGUGACUGGCUUGUGCCCGCCAUGUCCGUCGGCAGCAACGGCACCAUCACCGGCGUCGCCAACCUCUUCCCCAAGUACUGCAUCAAGAUCUUUGACCUUUACAACGCCGGCAAGAUUGAGGAGGCCUCCGCUGCUCAGCUUAAGCUGGCCCAGAUGGAGUGGGCUUUCGGCAAGGGCGGUAUCAACGGUACCAAGUGGGUGGUUGCCAAGUCCCACGGAUACCCCUUGACCAGCUGCCACUGCAGACGCCCCUACCCUCAAUACACCGACGAGAAGAAGCAGGCCUGGAUUUCGGAUUUGGUGGCGCCCUUGGCCGUCGAGGAGGCCAAGCUCAACUAG